Molecule: messenger RNA, 2392 nt
Organism: Zerene cesonia (dogface butterfly)
Lineage: Eukaryota; Metazoa; Arthropoda; Insecta; Lepidoptera; Pieridae
Product: putative serine protease K12H4.7
Exons: 1
Coding region: 59-1489 (476 amino acids)
Biological process (GO): proteolysis
Molecular function (GO): dipeptidyl-peptidase activity; serine-type exopeptidase activity
Source: RefSeq, a predicted model, not a curated record
CGUUUAAUUUUACAACGAAGCACUUAUCAUUUAGAAGUGCGGGCUACAUUUUUAUAAAAUGAAUCUUUUAAUAUUUUCAUUAUUACUUUUCAAUCUUCAGUAUGUACGUUGUAUAGAUUUUGAUUCAGGAUAUCACCACCUAAUAGAAGUUAUUCUUCAUAUACUAUCGAACGCUGAUAUGGAAACAACUACCGAAACCCGAUGGAUUGAACAGCCACUAGACCACUUCAAAUCGAAUUCACAGACUUGGAAAAUGAGAUACUUUGAGAGGUUAGAUCACUUUAAGCCUAACGGUCCAAUAUACGUCUUUUUGGGUGGGGAAGGUGAAGCAAAUCCGAGCUAUCUAUCAGUUGGAACAGUUUUUGAAUUGGCAGAAGAAACGAAUGGAGCAAUGUUUAUGACCGAACACCGUUAUUAUGGCAUGAGUAAACCUUUCAAUGACUCGACAACGGAAAAUAUGAAAUGGCUUUCUUCGAGACAAGCUCUUGCUGACAUAGCGAGACUAUUACAGCAUAUAAAAUCUAAUUCUAUAUUCAUAAAAUCAAAAGUGGUUCUGAUUGGAGGAUCUUAUGCAGGUAAUUUAGCUGCGUGGAUGAGGCUAAAAUAUCCUCAAUUAGUCGAUGCAGCUAUAGCGAGCAGCGGUCCAGUUUUAGCAAAAAAAGAUUUUUAUGAAUACCUUGAGAAAGUAAAUGAUAAUUAUGAUCAAUAUGGUACAACAAACUGUUGGAAAACUACUCAGCAAAUGUUUAAAAGAUACCAAGAAAUGCUUCAGAGCUCUCAAGGCAUUGAACAGCUCAAACGAGAGCAUAAUAUAUGUCAAGAAAACGAUUUGACUGAUGUAAAGAAUCAAUGGAUCUUCUUCAUGUCAAAGAUAUCACCAUAUAUGACCAAGUCGCAAUAUGGCGGCCAGAAAGAAAUAAAAAAACAUUGUUAUUAUAUUGAAAUAAUUGAACGUUUACAAAAAUUUAAGUUUUUUGAAAAACUUGUUUGGGAUUCAAGAGACGAUUGUAACGAUGUGACUUUCGAUGGAUUGAUUACGUAUUUAAAUCAAACAGAUUUCUAUCAUUCAUGGUUUUACCAAGUGUGUACAGAAUUCGGUUAUUUCCAAACAACUUCUUCUGAAGACCAACCAUUCGGUGACGUUCUACCCACUGGGUAUUAUUUGGAAAUUUGUAAACAACUAUUCGGCUUUGAUGAAUCAAGGGUUGAUGAUGGGGUGAAAAAUAGUAAUGAGAUGUAUGGUGGACUAACACUGAAUGUAACUCAAGUUGUAUUCGUUAAUGGCGAUAUGGACCCUUGGAGCACUAUAAGUGUCAUUGAAGAUAGGUCUUAUAGAGCCCCUGCUGUUGUGAUACCUAGAGAAACACAUUGCUCUGAUCUAUAUGUAGGUCGCGAUGCUUCUGAAGAAUUGAAAGAGGCUCAGAAGCAUAUAAAAAGUUUGGUUAAACAUUGGAUUGGUCUAGGAGAUUACACCAAGCCAUGGGUAUGAUACUAUAGAGUUUGUUUUUAUAAUGCAGUUUAAAAAUUUGAAAAAUAUCUCAAAAUUAAUCAAUCGUUAGAAUGAUAAACUGUGAUGCCCAUAUUUAUUAUAUAUCAAGGUUUAUUAAAUAUAUUAAUGCAGCUUCAACCUAGUUUCAAUGAGUUUUGGGUGAUAUAACAAAAAAAAAGGUUUUAAAAAUAAUUGUAUAUUUAAUUCAUACAAAUUUCCUUAGAUUAGGUUACUUGAAAACCAACGGCCUGCGAUACAGUCAGGUUGUUGAUAUUAACACUAAUUCAAAAGUAAAAUCGCCAACACGGUUAGUGUAAAUACGAAUUAAAUAAAACUAGAUUGUGUGAUGGCGAAAUUACUUUACUAUGUAAAAUUAACAAACAUUUUUCGAUAAUAAAUACAUUUUUGUUUCAAAUAAUCUAUCUACUUUUUCAUAAAAUCGUAUAAAUACGUAUAUCCAAAAAAACGAGUUCCGUUACAAAUUACCAUACAUCCGACAUUACUGAUAAUUAAAUUAUUUAAAUGUUACUGUGGUAUUAUUCAUAAUUAUUAUGUUUAGUAUACAUAUAAAAUAAAAAUGAAAUGGUAACAUGUCUAGCACCUCCGAUACGAUAAUUUUGAAAUUGAACAUAGAAACAGACAAUAAGCAUUAGUAUUGUGGUUCGUUGAAUGAAAUAAAAUUUGUAUACUUAGUAGGAUGUCAAGAGAGAUAAAACAUAGAGAUUAAUUAAUAAAUUCAUAUAAAAUUACAUCAUAAGCUACAAUAUGGAUACAUCCUAAAGUACAAAAUUAUCGAUACUAACAAUAUCUAUAUUAAGAUAAUAUAAUAAUUGAGUAUUAAUAUAUCUACUUACAUUUAAGUAAUUAGCCAGAUAAAUCAGCAGGUAUAGCAUGAAUAAAAAA